GACUGUCAUGGCUGAUUCAGUGGAGACUUGCAGAGAGGAGCUGGAUAAAAGGAGUGAAAAUGCAACAAAUAUUGAUAGUGAAGACAGCAACAUAGGUCCAAGAAACGCAGUGUGUGUAAUUCUCAACUCACUGAUACAGUUUAGUUCAAAGCUUAAUUUAGGAGCUGAUGUGCUGAAAAUUGAUGCCGAUCCAAGUAAGCUCCAGAGCCUGUCGACCCUUCAACCAGAAGAUUUGUACAGCUCAGUGCAGCAGCACAUACUGAAUUUGCAGUCUGUUUCAGAAAAACUCAAGUUUAUGGUGAAAGAUAACACUGGAACGACAUCUCAAGUAAAAUCUGCACCAGAACAAACAGAUGGCACCAGUGGCAAAUUAAACACAGAUAAAGGCCUUCCAGAUAACUCACAGUUAAAUGGUAGGAUUAAAGCAGGUCAGGAGGAGUCCAAGCUCCGUAUUGAUGACCGUAUAGUCCAGAUCAAGGCUGGAAAUUCAGAAAUUGAUAGAAGGAUAGCUGCGUUCAUUGAAAGAAAGCAAGGAGAGAUCAAUGAAAAUAAUGUCAGAGAAUUCUGCAAUGUUAUAAACUGUAAUCAAGAAAACAGCUGUGCCAGAACUGAUGCUGUGUUCACUCCCUACCCUGGAUUCAGAAGCCAUGUAAAAGUGACCAGAGUCAUAAACACAUACGGGCCUCAGACCAGACCAGACAGAGGGGGAGAACCUUGUAUGAAACCCAGCUCAGUCCCCAUAGCCUGUGGGAGUCCAGCUAUUGAGGAAAGGCUUCAAAACAUCGAAGCUCAUUUAAAGUUAACAACAGGUGGACCAGUCCCUUUAAACAUUUAUCAGAGGCUUAAAAUUCUGGAGGAUAGAAUUCUGGAGCUAGAAGGACUUUCUCCAGAAUAUUUUCAGUCUGAUAGCUUUUUACAUAAAAGGCAGAAGACUCAGCCAUCUCAGACCUACACCCUGACAGAGCUGGAUGGGAAGAUUAAUGCGCUCAAGGCAACGCUAUUGAAGAAAGUAAAUGAGUCUCUGCCCAUGGAGACUGACGAGCUCCCCUUGUGAAGCCAUUUCCAAUUUGGAGACUGUAACCUUUUGCAACUUGACUCCCCCACUUAAGCAAAAUAAUUCAAGACAAAUGCACAAUAAAAGAUUAUGAUUUUUUUCGACCCACCACAUGAACACAAUCCUUUUUUUUGUUUUGUUUUGUAUACAUACAUACAUGCAUGCAUAUAUAUGUGUGUGUAAUUAAUUAGGGCUGUCAAGUGAUUAAACUUCAGAUUAAAAACAUUGAUCUCCUCAUUUCUUGUUUUUAAUCACAUAUUUAAUUGAUGCUGUUACUUCAUCCAUCUGAUUUAAGUUUGUUUUAUCACUAAUAUUGCAUUUAUUAUCAUCAUCCAAAAAACAAGCCAGCAUAAGUCCUCUUUUCCUAGUUCUUGAAUCUGGACCAGAUUCUGGAUCUGGUCGAUCUUGUGAUUUUCAGCCUCUAUUUAACAUAUUUUGACAUCUUAUUUGUAGGACAGAAAAGCAUCAUCACCUUCCCUUGCUGUGGGUGUUGAUACACACGGUCAGUUCAUGUUAUUUUCUGAAGGGUAGAUUUAGACCUUUGCUCCUCGGCCUCAGGUAUACCAACUGGACUACCAUAUCAACCAUCUAGUUUGAUUAUGCCAGAGAUUACAUUUAUCACAUGUGCCUUUUGUGAAAAAUUUAAUUUUGUGUUUCUUGGUAUGGAUAAACUAAAGCUUGUUUUUGUUAAUGAAAAUAGUAGAACUGCAAAUAUGUGGAGAUGUAACAAUUAUUAAAGCUAGAUAUGUUACUUAUUAAA
This is a messenger RNA of Polyodon spathula (Mississippi paddlefish), 1814 nucleotides long. Its product is annotated as MAP3K12-binding inhibitory protein 1-like. The record is from RefSeq and is a predicted model, not a curated record. The transcript is spliced from 9 exons. Bases 8 to 1054 code for a protein of 348 amino acids. Lineage: Eukaryota; Metazoa; Chordata; Actinopteri; Acipenseriformes; Polyodontidae.